Miscanthus lutarioriparius is the source of this 702-nucleotide messenger RNA. The record is from the annotation of a GenBank genome assembly. NCBI's taxonomy places the organism in Eukaryota, Viridiplantae, Streptophyta, Magnoliopsida, Poales, Poaceae.
AUGGCGGGAGCGGGAGCCAACGACCUGAAGGUGCUCGGCGUGUGGACGAGCCCGUUCGUGAUCCGGGUCCGCAUCGCGCUCAACAUGAAAGGCCUGGCGUACGAGUACGUGGAAGAGGACCUGGGCAACAAGAGCGCGCUCCUGCUGGGCUCCAACCCGGUGCACAAGAGCGUGCCGGUGCUCCUCCACGCCUGGCGCGCCAUCAACGAGUCCCAGAUCAUCCUGCAGUACAUCGACGAGGUGUGGGCGGGGACCGGCCCGGCCGUGCUGCCGUCCGACCCCUACGAGCGCGCGGUGGCGCGGUUCUGGGCGGCCUACAUCGACGACAAGGUGAGGUCGGCGUGGCUGGGGAUGCUGUUCAGGUGCAAGAACGAGGAGGAGAGGGCGGAGGCGGUGGCGCGCGCCGGCGAGGCGCUCGACACGCUGGAGGGCGCCUUCAGGGACUGCUCCGAGGGGGGGAAGAAGCCCUUCUUCGGCGGCGACGGCAUCGGCUUCGUGGACGUCGUGCUCGGCGGGUACCUGGGGUGGUUCGGCGCCGUCGGCAAGAUCAUCGGGCGCAGGCUGAUCGACCCGGCUAGGACGCCGCUGCUCGCCGCGUGGGAGGACCGGUUCCGCGCCGCCGACGUCGCCAAGGGCGUCGUGCCCGACGACGUCGACAAGGUGCUCGCGUUCCUGCAGACCCUGCUCGCUGUCUCCAAGUGA